AGUAACUAAAAGUAUUUAAUAAAUGUAGUGGAGUAAAAGUACACUUAUACCUCUGAAUUGUUGUUGGGAAGAAGUCCAAAGUAGCAACAAAUUGAAAUAUUCAAGAAAAGCACAAGUAUCUUGACUUAGUUACAACACUAUAAAGUAGUAUAGAGAACAAAAAAGGAAUACAUUUCAGUUGAAAUUGAACUUUUUUUAAAAUUUUGUAUUAUUCUUUGCGAAAUUAACUGAUUACAGAGGGUUAGGCGAGCCCCUGAAGGCAUCACGAGCCCUAGCAACCACCACUACUACUGUUACGUGUACCAUAGCAACCAUGGAGGGUGAGCUUUCGUUAAUGGAAGAAAAAGGCAAAGAGGUCACUCAAGAACAAAAAGAACUCCUCUACAACCAAGUCAAAGAACUCAAAUGUUCCAAUGCAGCCCUCCUGGCAGAGAUCGACAUGUUGGAGCGGUUCAUCGGUCGACUGGAUCCUCAGGACCUGGUGUCUCAAGCUGGGGGGGACGAUUCGGGGGCAGCAGGAGACUCCCAGCUGGAGGGUGGGGGUCGUGGACCGAGGCGGCGAUCCCAGUCCAACAUAUCGGAUCGCCUCCAGCAGCUGACCUUGGAACAAAAACUUUAUGUGGCACAGAGAGAAGUAGCAGAGACACGACAGGACCAGGAGAAACUCAAACAGAGACAUGACCAAAUUCAGGACAACUACAAGGCCUCUAUGGAAGAAGCAGAUUUGCGUCUUGCCGAAAUCAGGAAGGCUAAGAUCGACUUUGAACGCAGAAUGGUCAAACCUAUGAAGGACAAAAGGUUUGAAAUGAUGGAGCCCAACAAGGUGCUCCGGUACAUCGAAGACAAGUCAAAGGUCACACAGGUGGAGAAGUUGACUCGGAAGAACCAUGCACUGAAGGUCCACGAGAAGAAGCUCCAGCAGCAGCUUCAACAGAAGAAAGAGACGGGGAAAGCCGAGUACGAGGUAGAUGAUGAGAAUACCAGACGCCAGGUAGCAGCAGCUCUACCUACCCCUGCCACUGGUCCACUUCACCAUCUCCAACCCGGCGACUUCGUGCUGGUCAAGGAUUUCCGGAGAAAGAGCUGGAAAUCCAACCGUUGGAAAGGUCCCUACCAGAUGCUUCUCGUCACCCAGACUGCGGUCAAGAAUGCCGAGAGACCCACGUGGGUCCACGCCAGCCACUGCAAGGUCGUAGUCACAGGCCAGGAGAGACGGUAG
Molecule: messenger RNA, 1219 nt
Organism: Notothenia coriiceps (black rockcod)
Lineage: Eukaryota; Metazoa; Chordata; Actinopteri; Perciformes; Nototheniidae
Product: coiled-coil domain-containing protein 113-like
Exons: 6
Coding region: 314-1219 (301 amino acids)
Biological process (GO): cilium assembly
Cellular component (GO): axoneme; ciliary basal body
Source: RefSeq, a predicted model, not a curated record